AUGACGGUCUUCACAAAGGGUGAGACGGGUAGCGACGAGAAGGGCGAGAAGAAGGUCCCGCAGGUGGUCAUUUCCCCAUCCCCACUAGCCCCAACCCCUUCGCCAACACCGCCAGAGGAUGAAUCAGUCGGCAAGAAGAAGCGUUCCUCGUCGUUCGGUCCCCUAUCUAUCAUCCGUCUCUCUCCCUCGCCCCUAGCUCGUACUCCAUCUCCAUCUCCUCCAGAGUACGACCAACACUGGAACAGACUGUACCGUAUCCGGGCGUGGCUCGUCUUCUUCGCCCUCACCAUCUUCACCGUGUCAUUCGUGGCCGGAUACUUUUUCCAUAAAACGAUGGCCCCGAGGCCGAUUCCAUACACAGCCUACACGCAGACGUCGUUCAACGACAACGGCCACGCCGAGGAGUUGCGGCAGAACGUCGAGGUCGACAUGGCCAAUGAAUCCGAGAAAAUGAGCGUGCAACCAUUUGGUAACAACCGACCCGCAAUCUUCAUCCACGACUUCAAGAAGAAUAUGACGGCCAUCGUCGACGUGAUGGGCCGACGAUGCUUCAUCCGAGAACUCGAUCGAUCCGUCAGCCUGUCGCCCAAGGAUUUGAUCCAGCGGAUUCGACGCAUGAGGGAAGAGCCAGCGAGCGAGAUGCGCCCAGUCGUUCGCGAGACGUUCCGCGUCGGCCUUCAGAUGUCCCACCAAGAUCUGAUUGACCUCAAUUCGCAGAUGGUCAACCGGCACUGCCUGUUCCGACCCGUCUUCAUGCUCCACAAAGUCUCCCAGGUCGACGAGGAGCUCAAGCGCCAGAAGAGGGAAGUUCCCGCCGAGGACGACGUCACAUUCGCGGUGAUGGCCGGCGAAAAGGUCGAGGUCGACCAUAUCAUGUUC
This is a messenger RNA of Mesorhabditis spiculigera, 879 nucleotides long. The record is from the annotation of a GenBank genome assembly. Lineage: Eukaryota; Metazoa; Nematoda; Chromadorea; Rhabditida; Rhabditidae.